This is a messenger RNA of Gryllus bimaculatus (two-spotted cricket), 558 nucleotides long. NCBI's taxonomy places the organism in Eukaryota, Metazoa, Arthropoda, Insecta, Orthoptera, Gryllidae. The record is from the annotation of a GenBank genome assembly.
AUGACAGCAGUUGUCAAACAAAAUCGUAAAACUUAUGAAUAUAUUAGGAACAAACGUAAACACUGUAGUCGUAUCUGUGCCCUGUACAGAAGAGUCGUAAGAGUUUCUCGUAAGCGAAGAGUACCACGUCUUUCUGUCGUGCCGCGGGUAUCUCGGCCGCCGGUUUGUGGAGCGGACGAAGUGCACGCGCCAGCGACCUGCAGACUGCUGCGUCCGGGAGUGCGUCGAGGUCUCAGCGUGGCGUGGCGUGGUGCGUACGUUAGUCGCGCCGUCCUGCCAAGCGCUCGCGGCCGUCGAGGGAAGCAGGUGAGAAUGCGCGAGGCAGCGCGCGGCCGCGUCCCCAGCCGCGAUCGACUCGUCUUCCUCCUCCGCCCCCACACAUCCGCCGCCGACCCCCGCCCCGCCCAGCCCCCCACCCACCCGCGCAGCCGGUGCUUUUAUUGUGAUAGUUUUUUGCCGCACCUCGCCGCACUCUUCACAGCCGCCGCCGCCGUCUUCCGCCGCCCGCUUCCUUGCGCAAACGACGUCCUGCACCGGCUUCCAAUCUUUGCAGACUAA